CCUUGGGCUGCAGGUGCUGCAACCCCCACCCCGGCCGGGCUCAGCUCCUGCAUCCUCCCCCGGAGACAGCCCGGAGCUGCCAACCCUCCCCGCACCCGCUGGGCUGCGUCCUCCUCCCGUGGACCCAAAAAGCGAACUAAAAGCUUUGAAUGCAAGAAUGUGGCUUCAAGUUGUGCUACACCUUCUCUGAAAAGGGCUGUUACUAGCCAAAGUUGCUGCUGUUGAAGUUUGUUGUUGAACCCUGCUGAAGUCUCCUGUCUUGUCUCAAUACCCCACCAGUACAAUGAGCUUCUUCUCCUAUUUGGACCCCAGGAGGAUCCAGUGGGGUGCCACAUGGCACGCCAUGCACUCCAGGAUCCUACGCACCAAACCUGUGGAGUCAAUGCUGGAGGGGACGGGCACCACCACCUCUCAUGGGACCAAGCUGGCCCAGGUGCUCACGACAAUGGACCUGGUUUCCCUUGGAGUUGGAAGCUGUGUUGGCACUGGAAUGUAUGUAGUGUCUGGGCUGGUUGCUAAGGAGAUGGCUGGGCCUGGAGUCAUUGUUUCCUUCAUCAUUGCAGCAGUUGCCUCCAUUUUGUCAGGUGUUUGUUAUGCUGAGUUCGGAGUGCGUGUCCCGAAAACCACAGGCUCUGCCUACACCUACAGCUAUGUGACAGUGGGGGAGUUUGUGGCAUUCUUCAUCGGCUGGAACCUGAUCCUGGAGUACCUGAUUGGCACAGCAGCUGGCGCAAGUGCCCUGAGCAGCAUGUUUGACUCCCUGGCGAAUCACACCAUCAGCCGCUGGAUGGUUGACAGUGUUGGAACGUUAAAUGGACUGGGGAAUGGAGAGGAAUCAUAUCCAGAUCUUCUCGCUCUGGUUAUUGCUGUCAUUGUAACCAUCAUUGUGGCCAUGGGGGUGAAGAACUCUGUGGGAUUUAACAACGUGCUCAAUGCAAUUAACCUGGUAGUGUGGCUCUUCAUCAUGAUCGCUGGGCUUUUCUUUGUCAAUGGCAACAACUGGUCUGAAGGGCAGUUCUUGCCAUUUGGAUGGUCUGGGGUGCUAAAAGGCGCAGCUACUUGUUUCUAUGCCUUCAUUGGCUUUGACAUAAUCGCCACCACAGGAGAAGAAGCUAAGAGUCCCAACACCUCCAUUCCCUAUGCGAUCACGGCUUCACUGGUCACAUGCCUGACGGCAUAUGUAUCUGUGAGUGUAAUCUUAACUCUGAUGGUGCCGUACUCUGCCAUUGAUUCUGAAUCCCCUUUGAUGGAAAUGUUUGUAGCCCACGGAUUCUAUACCGCUAAAUUCAUUGUUGCCAUCGGAUCUGUAGCAGGAUUGACAGUGAGCUUGCUGGGCUCCCUUUUCCCAAUGCCAAGAGUCAUUUAUGCCAUGGCUGGUGAUGGGCUGCUCUUCAGAUUCUUGUCCCAUGUGAGUUCUUACACGGAGACUCCAGUGGUGGCUUGUAUUGUCUCAGGAUUUCUAGCAGCACUGCUCUCCUUGUUGGUCAGCCUAAGGGACCUGAUAGAAAUGAUGUCCAUCGGCACACUCCUGGCCUACACUUUGGUGUCUGUUUGUGUCUUGCUUCUCCGGUACCAGCCAGAGAGUGACAUUGACGGUUUUGUCAAAUUCCUCUCUGAGGAACACACCAAGAAGAAGGAAGGGAUUCUAGCUGACUGUGAGAAGGAGGUUUGCUCUCCAGUGAGCGAAGGGGAGGAGUUUGCUGGCCCACUCACCAACACGUGCGGUGCAAAAAAUCUGCCAUCGUUGGGUGACAACGAGAUGCUCAUUGGGAAAGCAGAUAAACCCACCUACAACAUCAACCACCCCAACUAUGGCACAGUCAACAUGACCUCAGGAAUCGAGGCAGAUGAGUCUGAAAACAUUUACCUCAUCAAGCUGAAGAAGUUAAUAGGGCCACGUUAUUACACAAUGAGGAUUCACCUGGGACUGCCAGGGAAAAUGGAUCGCCCGACUGCAGCUACUGGCCGCACUGUCACCACCUGUGUGCUCCUGCUUUUCGUCCUGAUGUUCAUCUUCUGCUCUUUCAUCAUUUUCGGUGCAGACUAUAUCUAUGACGAGAGCUGGUGGGCUAUUCUCCUGGUGGUUUUGAUGGUCCUGCUCAUCAUUGCAUUGGUAUUUGUGAUCUUGCAACAGCCAGAAAACCCCAAAAAGCUGCCAUAUAUGGCACCUUGUCUCCCUUUCGUCCCUGCAUUUGCCAUGUUGGUGAAUAUUUAUCUCAUGCUGAAGCUCUCCACGAUUACAUGGGUCCGAUUUGCUGUCUGGUGUUUUGUGGGCUUGCUCAUUUACUUUGGCUACGGCAUGUGGAACAGCACACUUGAGAUCAGCGCCCGGGAAGAGGUCCUUCAUCAGAGCACAUACCAGCGCUAUGAUGUGGAUGUUGACCCGUUCUCAGUCGAAGAAGGCUUUUCCUAUGCUAAUGAGAGUGACAACUACCAGGACUGGGAGCCUUCAGAAGACAAAGGCUUCUCUUACCAGCAGAUGUCGGAGGCAAAGGAAAGCAGUCGGACGAGUAGCAAAUCGAAAAGCAAAGGCAAACACAAACAGAACUUCGAGGCCCUGAUUGCAAAUGAUGAGCUUGACUACUCACCAGAAUAGGCAUAACACAAACAAAACCACAAUGCUAUUUCUCACUAACCUAACCCUUGGGCUAGAAUGUGAAGGCUUCUUUGGCUCUCAUUUUAAAUUCCAUCCUUCCUAAAAUUUCAGUGCCCAGAAUCACGUCACUUACUCACUCAGUUUUUUACUCUUCAGGAUAGUUCUAUAAAAAAGUUUAUCCUGAAUUCUGAGAUUGUCACAUUGAACAAAACAAGCAAGUGACCCAUUUGGAGUCCACCAGCAUGGCCUAUCUUGGUGCAUGUUACCAAGUGGGCCAGCACGUGGAUGGAUUGGGUGACUGGAAAUUUCUUUCUAUGUCUAUUAAGCAUCCUAUUGACCUCUUUUGGCAGCACUGACAAUGUGAUUUAAAUGAGACAUGUGCCAAAUAGGGUGGGUUUCAUGAGAGCAGUUACAUGACCAGGUGAAUUGGUGGGGGCAUGAGACAUAUUCUCUGUGCUUUCCAGAGAGAAUAUUUACCCCGUGAAUAUACUGGUGUGAAGCAACGUAUUUGGCAUUUUCUUAGCAAGUAUAUUUUUUCGUUGAAUUUAUAGAAAGAAAACCUUUGCUAGCUAGGUGUAAGCAUACUGAAGCAGUAAAAUCUUUCCCAAGGGAAUCUCGGGAGUAGAUUGAAAGGAGAUCCAGGGAUCUUGGUCUCACAGAGCAACAUUUUAAUCCUCCAUUUCAGCACCAUGGCACUCACUGCAAACACCAUGGCUAGGGAUGGGCCUGAACCAAACUUCAUGAAUCCAAACACUCCAAGCUUUGGGAUUAAAAUGCAACCUUCAUGGCUUGCACCAUGCUUUAGGACAGACCAGAUCCCAGCACAUCUGAAUUUCUCACAUCUGGAUCUAAGCUUUCUGGUUUGGGCCCAUCCUUAAUCAUGAUGAGGGCCACUCCUCAUCUAGGCUUAAUUCAUUCCUCUAUAAAUACUCCUAAAUAUCAAACUCCAUUUCUCUUGGUACCAUAAGUACCAAGGCUUGGACUCCAUUUCCAUCAUUGUGUGUCUUCUGCUGAUUCACUGAUCCCUAAUAAUUCCCGCUGGGCACAGUCCAGAUUGUCAUUCAGAUUUCAGUUCUUCAGAUGAAGUUUCUAUUUAUUACUUCAUGUCACAUGGGUCAUUAACUUUAGGUCGUCACUGGACAAUAUUUGUGGCAACUGUAGAUAACCAGGCCACUGAAAUCUCAUUCCUUGCCAUAAACUAUACUUUGUAUUAAGGAUCCUUAACUUGUAUAUGUUUUUGAGCUAUUUAACCACUGGACUGUUGGGUGCUACUAUGAAAAAUACUGAAGUGCAACUAGCUACUGUAGUUAAUGAAAUUCCAUAG
Mauremys mutica (yellowpond turtle) is the source of this 3920-nucleotide messenger RNA. It is a transcript of the gene SLC7A14, whose product is annotated as solute carrier family 7 member 14. Gene Ontology annotation, cellular component: plasma membrane. Gene Ontology annotation, biological process: transmembrane transport; amino acid transport. NCBI's taxonomy places the organism in Eukaryota, Metazoa, Chordata, Testudines, Geoemydidae. Gene Ontology annotation, molecular function: amino acid transmembrane transporter activity. The coding region runs from base 284 to 2596 and encodes 770 amino acids. The transcript is spliced from 8 exons. The record is from RefSeq and is a predicted model, not a curated record.